AUGCAACGCAUUUUAUUCAUGCACAACAUCAACAAGGGGAAAGCGGGGAAAGCCCAGUCCCUCAGGAUCCCACAAACAGUUUGGGAUUUGGAAGUUGACUUAGCUUGUUUGGCUGGCCAUGUCCUAGACGCAAUGUCUUCCUACCGCAACCCUGAAAAUUUGCUGGUCUUUGACGAAGCAGUGAUCAAAGCAGCCAUGACAAACUUCAUUGAGGGGGACUUCCAUGAAGACUUGAAGGUGUUCAACGAAGUCAAGGACCCACGAUUUACUGUGGAACAGACCAAAAUGUGGACUGAGAAUGUGCCUACCAGUUCAAAGCCUUUGGGGGAAUCCCAGCUCCAGCUAGCUGAUGGAAAAAUCAACCAGUUGGUGCUCAACCAGACGAAGCUUCAGUUUGAAGCAGAUGCCCUCUCCUUGGCUCGUGAUGCCAGCCAGUUGGCGAACCUGUACAAUGCAGAGAUGCAGUCUGAACGAUCAACAAGGCUGGCACGAGUGAUGCACCUAAAACAAGAGAACCAGAUCGGAAGUGUCAUCAUUUGGCUUGACUACACAAAGUAUGGGACCCUCUCCAACACUGACUUAAACAACACAGUGGCCCUGGCUCAGAAGGCCAUGUCCCAAAUGCCUGAGCAAAGCUGCUGCUUCGCGAUUGCACCCCUCUUGGCCUCAGAUCGACGAUCUGGGUUCAGAGAGGAGUUCAGGAGAAUCGAAGACAAAAUGGAAGCCAAAGGUUUGGAUGCCGAAUCAGUAUUCCUGCGUUUUGACACACCACCAGCCAACAAGAAGGUGGCACUCUCCUACCAAGCCUGGAUCAUCAACAUGAAGGGCCCCAACGUGGAACAACUCUUUGUUGUACCAAGACAGGCCCAGUGGGCGCUAAGUGAGUGCCAAGAGAAAGCCCAGCUGAUGACUGGUUUGACUAUGCCAAAGGCUGUGAUCGCUUCACUGUUGAAUGGAGGGGCCCAACCUGGCCAACACGUUGGAAUCUUGAACCUGAGCCCAUAUGAUGGAUGCUUAGAGAAAGUCGCUUUGUCAUGGCAUUUGGAUCACCCUGAGCGACAUUUGUCAAGUAUGGCCCUUUCAACUGACAUGGAUGUGAUCGCCUACAAUGAGAAGGUGGUAGCACUGUACUUGAUUGAGGAAUGGAAAGCUGGUAGCCAUGUGAUGGGAGAUGUCAGGCCGUAUGACCCAUCUGCUCCAGCUGCUGCUGCGGUGGAUUUGGAAAAGUACCCCUUGAAAUUGGCAAAGGUAGCCAUGGAUCCGUCAAAGAAAGGAUGGGAACGUUUCCGGGUGACCCUCAGCAAUGAGGUACGAUCAAUGUAUGUGGAUGAUGCCAUUCAUUCUCCAAAAUGGAAAGAUCUAGUCUUGGACUUUGAUCGAAAGUUUUGUGGUGGCACCCCGGUCUGCGAAGCUAUCGUCCCAGCUGAAGACGAAGAAGAGGAAAUGCCGCAAAGAACUACCUUUGCGGAGGGUUCGGAACCGGACUUGCUGUCUACCCUGCUGGACCAGUACAUCGUGGAAUGUCGCUUUGCUGGUAGGACCCCAGGAACAUCCCUCUACCUAGCCCAUGCUGUUCGGCGAGAUGGGACCCGUACGGAGAUGGUGGACAACCAAAAAUUCAAGCUGUUCCUAGUGGCACAUCAGGACCUGGAGAUUGAUGCCAAAGAGUUCAUCAUCGGCCACGGCAAGUCCACUUUCAUGAAGCCCGACAAGGUUGCCAAGAUGGACUUAGAUGCUAUGCUAGACGCUAGCCCUGGUGCCUUGCAAACACCACCUGCAUCAGUCCCAAACAGGAGCCCGAGCUUUGGCGAUGGCCCAGCUUCUGCGCCUAAGGAAGCCGCUAAGGGUGUGAAGCUGGAUGACACUAGGUUGCCAAUGGUGUCGCAUACAGCUGAUAGGAAGAAGCUAGACAAGGCUUUGUCAAGGGAACAGUUUGAGGCUGCCAAACGAAAUGUUGAUUCGGCCUUGAAGGAGGUGACCACUGGACGCAAGAGUGCUUUGAAAAAGGAUCGUGAGGAAAGUGAAGUGAAACAUACCAGAAAGGGUUCCAAACGGGAGACCCCAAAGGAAGUCUUGGAUAAGUUGGAUACCCCAAAGAUGAACCUUAGCAAAGAAGCCGGAAAAAUUGCAUGCAAACGUUUGCUUGAUGGGUUGGUGCGUCCAGCCAAAGCACCUGAAGAGAAGAAGGCUAAAGUUACGAAAGGCAAGAUGAAGAAGGCAGCUGCUGUUGAAAAGACUGACGAUGAGGACCAGAAGGACUGUGAUUCCAUCGACAGUGAGGAAACCCUUGAAUUACCAGGCAAAGGUGAUUCCAAUGAUGGUCCAGGGGAUGAUGGGGCCGGUGAUGGUUCAGAUGUUGAAUCUGUGGCUGCCAACCCGGGGGAUGAUUCGACAAAGGGGGAUGACCAGUCCAGCUUGCGUACUUUGUACUGGGCAGCUGUGCAUGAAGCACAGAAGCGUAUCAAAAGGGAGUUCCCUGACCUUUCCGGCCGUGAAGUUCUUAAGCGAGCUCGUGCUGAGCGUUUGGGUUGCAUCUAUUUGCUGAAUUCAAUCUUUGGAAUAGUGCAAAGUGAAAAUUCCAAGGCUUGCAGUGAUGCAGAGCCCUGUGCCAUCGGUGAUUUGCUGAGGGAGAUGGAAGAGGAAGGGAUCACCGAUGUAAGCUUCAUGGCCACUCAUGUGCCCGUCCCGCGCCUGACGGCUUCCAAGAUCCUGGAUGCUUCUCCAGCACUUGAUCGUCGUUGGAGGGUUGCAUAUGCGAAGGCCGAAAAGGAAAGCCUCUCUAUUUUCUCCACGAUGCCAAGUCCAUGA
Cladocopium goreaui is the source of this 2808-nucleotide messenger RNA. The record is from the annotation of a GenBank genome assembly. NCBI's taxonomy places the organism in Eukaryota, Dinophyceae, Suessiales, Symbiodiniaceae.